CCGCCCCCGGGUCGGGAAGGGGCGGAGCCGGGCGGAGCCCGCCCCCCGCUGUCCCCUCUUCCCUGCUGCUCCACUGAGAAGUGCCGGCCUCAGUCUCUGCAGCCUGCAGGAAGCUGGGAGCCGGGACCCGGGGCCGGGAGUGCGGGCUGGGCUGCGUGCACGGGCUCGGCCGCCGCUGCCGAAGCCUCGGCUUGGCCAGCUGUGGACUAAUUCUAGUGCUGCUGUCAUUGCUGAGAAUAAUUUUGGAGCUCCUGCUUUGGAGUUGCCUUCAGAGCUGGCAACACGUUGACUGAAUUGCCUCUGUGAUGGCAAACCUUUUGAAGCUGGGAAACAGCCAAACACUGUGUGGAGCCAGCUGUGGUGGAGAAUCGAGGUUGUAAUAGGAAGUAUGUCCAUUAAGGUUAACCCAAAGCUUCAUAUAGCCAUGGCUUGAAUCUUGAUUUAGCUGUGAUCUUGGACAAGUUAUUCAUCUCUUUUGGCCUCAGUUUUUCUACCCUAACAUGAAGAUAUAAUGACGGUCCCUCUGCUCGUGGGCCCACAGAGGCCGUAGCAUCCUGGGUCGUGUUCUGCCCCUUUCCUGGAAGGCCCGCCCCUCACCCCUUCACAUGUGUUGCAUCCCCGUGUAGCCAUGACGACUGCCAUCCUGGAGCGUCUGAGCACCCUGUCCGUGAGUGGACAGCAUCUGCGCCGCCUGCCCAAGAUUUUGGAGGAUGGGCUGCCCAAGAUGCCCGGCACCGUCCCGGAGACCGACGUGCCCCAGCUCUUCCGGGAGCCCUACAUCCAUGCUGGGUACCGCCCCACCGGCCAUGAGUGGCGUUACUACUUCUUCAGCCUCUUUCAGAAACACAACGAGGUGGUCAACGUCUGGACCCACUUGCUGGCGGCUCUGGCCGUCCUCUUGCGGUUCUGGGCCUUUGUGGAGGCCGAGGGCCUGCCGUGGACCUCUGCCCAUGCCCUGCCCCUGCUCCUCUACGUCCUGUCCUCCAUCACUUACCUCACCUUCAGCCUCCUGGCCCACCUGCUGCAGUCCAAGUCCGAGCUCUCCCACUACACCUUCUACUUUGUGGACUACGUGGGCGUGAGCGUUUACCAGUACGGCAGUGCCUUGGUCCACUUCUUCUACACCUCCGACCAGGCCUGGUACGAGCACUUCUGGCUUUUCUUCCUGCCCGCAGCCGCCUUCUGUGGCUGGUUAUCUUGCGCCGGCUGCUGCUACGCUAAGUACCGUUACUGCAGGCCUUACCCAGUCAUGAGGAAGAUCUGUCAGGUGGUGCCGGCGGGGCUGGCCUUCAUCCUGGACAUCAGCCCUGUGGCACAUCGCGUGGUUCUGUGCCACCUGUCUGGCUGCCAGGAGCAGGCGGUCUGGUACCACUCCCUUCAGAUUGUCUUCUUCCUGGUCAGUGCCUACUUCUUCUCCUGCCCGGUUCCGGAGAAGUACUUCCCGGGUUCCUGUGACAUCGUGGGCCACGGGCAUCAGAUCUUCCACGCCUUUCUGUCUGUCUGCACACUGUCCCAGCUCGAGGCCAUCCUUCUAGACUACAAGGGGCGACAGGAGAUCUUCCUGCAGCGCCACAGCCCCCUGACCAUCUACAUGGCCUGCCUGUCCUUCUUCUUUUUGGUCACCUGCAGUGCAGCUACUGCAGCCUUCUUGAGGCAAAAAAUCAAGGCCAGACUGACCAAGAAAGAUUCUUGAGGCCGGCAGGUGGGGCGUGGUGUGGAGUUGGCCUGAUACGAUUUGGGGAAAACUUGAAUCAACAGUAGGAGCUGACUUUUUGUUUUUUAGAGCAGGCUUUUAAAUGAGUACAUAUUUCCAAGGGUGGCUAUGACUGUGGCAUUAGGAAGCCAAAGGGUCCAAGAGUUUUGCUGUUAUUGUUGUGAAUGAAAGUAUUCCUUUAUCCUCUGGGCUGUAGCCUUACGAGACACAGGAAGGGAAGGGACCUUGGCUAAGAUUCACUGGACACUGAAUUAAGAACCAUCUUCAUGCCUGAAAAUUUAGUAGAAUUCCGACUGUGGCCUCCAGGGGCAAGGCCUGGUCUAAAGGGAUAAUCCAACUGGACUGGAAAAGUUAGGAGGUGGCUGGACCACACUGUAUUGAAAUGAGCAUUCUUCUAUGAUACUGGUCUUUGGUAAUUGGGUACAUUGACCCAAGGACCCGAUUUCAUUUGGAUUUCAGAUUGUCCGGGGUGGAGAAGUCAGAAUCUUCAAGAAGAUUCCGUAAAACCCUCAGACAUGGUGAAUUACUCAGUUCAUCUGACUUCUGGUCCCUUCUCUGGCCCACUCUAGCACUGACCCUUUUCUCAGGAUGAUGUCUGACUGGCUGUUUUCUCCCAAGUGCUGUUCACUCCCAUCUGUACCUUGCAUGAUGGUAGAGAGGACGAUGAAGCAGUCAUACUUCCCGGAAAUGCUUGGAUCCAUGUGGACAUUCAGGAAACUUACUCUCAUAUAAUACUAAUGGAAACGGUAGUAGAAAGUACAGUGCCAAGAGCCAUCAGGAGGUCCAGCCAGCAAGCAUGGAUACCGUUUGGUGUCAUGGGACCCUUCUGUUUUAUACCUGUGCAUUGCAGGAUUACUUGAGAUCUAUUAGGGCUGCCUUACAUGCCAGAAGAUCUGGAGCUUUUUCCAGAGCAUCUUCUCCAGAUUUUGACCAGCAUGUUCAAAAAGCCCCUGGUAGAGUGAAUUGGUUCUAAGAGUCCCACUAGGGAUCUGAUUAUUUCAAGAGGAACUCAAGGUCCAGCCUCUUAAAUAGAUGCUGCCCCAUGAAGGACCCGCAUAACUACCCUAGUUCAGGGUCCUCGGGGAGGCAGUUGUACCUCAGCUUAGAGCAGCUUAAAUUAAUCCAGCCCCAGGACAGGCACAUGUGUGCAUUCAUGGUGGAUUGGUCCCCGAAGGCUCCUUUGGGUGAGGAUGGUGAACUGGGCACCCUGUAGGCAGAAUGUUCUGUUUAGGACAUAGCUGCCCAGCGGCUUCUAUGGGAUGGGGCGGGGCUUGCAGUUGAUGUGUUCUGGCCACGCAGCCCCCCUGAGGACUGCCUUCUGCACUGAUCCAGUGAAGGGGGCUGCAUUGGAACCCUCCCCAGAGGCUGUAUUUCCUAUCAGUGUAAGGUCUCUGUUUACUAAAAAGGGAGGUGGGUUUUCAUUCCAGUUUGAUGAACCUCCUCUCUUCCUAAUUACUUGUUGUCUUCAUAUCUUUGUUUUCUUCCUUUCUCUUGAGAGAUGUGUAGGGUUUGUGCCUUAUAAAUGGAAAUGUAUGAACUUAAUACACUUAAUACAUGGCCAUGUGGAAUUUUCAGUUUGGGGUUGUAGGGAUAAGAGAAAAAGAAUUAAUUGCCUUCCAACCCAUGGAUGAAAAAACUUCUGAAUAUCAGAAUUGCUUAUCCAUCAGAAGACUCUUUCAACCUGUAUUUUGUAGGGAAAAAUUCAACUGAGGCUUUCCUGUAAUCUUUAUAUCAAGAAAGCGAAUGUCGGGACUUCCCUGGCAGUCCAGUGGUUAAGACUCCCUGCUUCCACUGCAGGGGGUGUGGGUUCAAUCCCUGGCCAGGGAACUGAGAUGCUGCAUGCCAUGGGGUGGCCAAAAAAAAAAAAAGCCAAGCAUAUGUCUUGUCAGUUAUGUUGUUUUCCUAGAUGGAUUUCUCCUGGGAAUCCUCAAAUACCUGAACUUCUGUGCUACCCAAGUGUCCUACACGAGCUUCUGGCAUCCAGGCCAAAUUCACCGCCAAUAAAGUGAGCAACACCAAACCGGUUGAACUGAUGAACAAGGGAAUGGAAAGUUGUGUCAACACAGUGCAAGUAGAGGGUCAGUUUAAAUGGAGAUGAGAAAGUGUCUGUAAUUAUGGAUUCAGAGGCUAUCUUCUUUUAAAAAUUGGAAGGAAGGGGCUUCCCUGGUGGCGCAGUGGUUGAGAGUCCUCCUGCCGAUGCAGGGGACAUGGGUUCGUGCCCCGGUCCAGGAAGAUCCCACAUGCCGUGGAGCGGCUGGGCCCAUGAGCCAUGGCCACUGAGCCUGCGCGUCCGGAGCCUGUGCUCUGCAACGGGAGAGGCCACAACAGUGAGAGGCCCGCGUACCACAAAAAAAAAAAAAAAAAAAAAAUUGGAAGGAAGAUGUAAGGCAAGCUCUUGCAUGUAACUGUGGUGGCCAUGGAGGGCAGAGAUCUUUAGGCCAAAUGCAGGUAUUUUUUAAGGGAGAAAACACAAGGUAUAGCAGUGAUCUUCCAACGCCAUCUGCAGACCAGUGCCAGUCUGCACACUUACUGGUCUGUGACAAGAUAAGUACAGAGAGACACUAACUCUUAGAUAUGAACGUAAAAUUCAUAACAUUUUGAUUUUAAUUUAUCCAAGUAUUGGUUGGUCCCUCAAGUACCGGAAAUUAAAAAAAAUUUUUUUCACCAGAGAUAUUUGAGAAGUGUUGAGUUGAGGGACUACUAUCUGGUUAGAAAUUCCAGUAUCUCAUGAGACAUAGAGACACAGGAGAUGCAGGCGUUUUUAAAUACUCAGACUCUUGAGGGGUUAAAUACUCCUUUUAAAACAUUUUCAUUCAAACGAUUGAAUCAGUAAGGAAGAAACCUAGUUUGUUGAAAAGGAAUAAUAAGUAUUUGAUAAAGGGGAUGGUUCUUCUUAUUCCACCAAAGCCAAAAGUUGACAUCUAUUGGAAAUUCUGCUGUUAUUGCUCUCUUUUUUACGAAGGCUUUCAACCUAUUAAAAUGUAAAUGCCUCUGGGGAAAAAAAAAAAAAAACUAAACUGAACUAUUAGUCAUUUAUGUCUUGGGAAUAAAAUGGGUAUUGUAUGUGGCCCCCUACUCAGGGUAGAGAGAGGGAAUAACCGGAUGCAGCGAAUUGGGGACCUAUUUGCCUGUUUGUUUCCCUCUUGCAAGCACUUCCUGACCUUUAUUUACUAGGGAGCUAAUGUUAAUACUCUUCAGAUGUUAGGGUUUCAUCUCCCACCUUGGCUGAAAGUACCUCACUCAGUAACACUAUUCUCAGUCCUCUACCGGAAGCUUGAAAUUGUAGGCACUCAAGCCAUGGAAUGGAGGUAGUUCUUUCCUGCCUCUGUUUGCCCACCUGUUCACCAGUUGUACCCUGAUGCUUGAAAACAUUAGGUUCUUCAGUUGCCACGCUGUAGUUUCAAAUGGGUCCUCCAGAUGGUGCUCAUGUCUUACUCAGAGAAGGCAUGGCCAUUGUCCCCAAGGCCUCCGCCUAAUUUUGUUGUUCCUAGGGUUUUGCUUGAUUGCUUGGCAAAGAAAAAAUAGAACUAUUUUCUGUUUAUAUAAAUCUACUUACACAAAUGACCAUGUAACAGAUUUUGUAAAUGCAUUAUUAUACUCUCAACAGCUACCUUGUGUCUUUGACAAGGCCUAUCUUAAAGAAAGGUUUUAUCUAGACAAACGUUGCCAGAAGGAGAUCAGGACACUUCAUAGCCACCUAGAAGUAGGAAAGCAUAAAAGCUUUGAAAAAAAUCUCCAUACCCAAAAUCCCAAAAUAUUCUCCCCCUCCCCCAAAUCCCCACUUGUGAGUAGAUCAAAGUGGGCCCCCUCCCCAAAAGCUAUGGAGUUGAUUUCUCUAAGGAUUUUCAGUCUAAUUGAAUAAAUAUUUUAAUCUCAUGGACAAUAGAGUUAAAUAUUCCAAACUUUUGAAUUCAUAGACUGUAUUUUUUGAAACCUAAAAAUUAUGAACUGUACUAUUGUUAUACCAUAACAGGUACUAUGGUUAUGAAAUGUGGCACCUGUCAACCAAAGGAUUUUGUGGCCUUAACUAUUAGAUUUAAAUAGCUGUGGAGAAGGUGAUUCUACUAUCACCAUAACAGGAAGAAAACAGCAUUCUCUGGCUAGAGGCUCCACUGAUAGAAUUAUGGAUACCCCUCUUGCCCAAACCCUUUUUAUCACCAGUAGGGACCCUGGGCAGUUUGCAAAUACUUCUGUUGUCACUGCUAAUAGUUUAACCACUUUUCAGUUACUGAUUUAGCAAGUAUUUAUGAGCAUCUCUUGGCGGCAGACUCCAUGUUGGCUCUGGAGAUACCACAGUGAGGGUAAAAAACCGGGACCCUCCAUGCUAACGGAGGACCAGUGUCUUCCCACCUUGGGCCAUGAUAGGGGCCCCUCUCCAGGACUUGGUUCCAGUCACAGCCUGAGGGCCAGAUGGCCUGCCAGACCCACGGGAGGCUGGGACCUGCUUUGGGCAGCCCCUUUUCAAAAGGAUUGAGCUCUCUCCUUUCCCCUCCAGGCUGGAAACACUUCCCACUCCAGCAAGGCUGUCACCUUAGAGUCACCUCAACCCUUCUUGACACCCCUGCUGCCUCCCCAGCCCAUCUUCCUGCCCUCUAGUUGAUUUAAUCCAGUCCUGGGGAAUCCUUGACACAGCCAGACACAGAGAGAAGCCCUAUAUUUCCACAGGUUGUAUAGACUUCCCAUAAAGCCCAUCCUUUAGGGAAAGGGAUGUAGGGUUCCAACCUGAGUGCAAGCUCCUGAUUUGGUAAGUUGGAAACAGCAUGCUACAACCUUGGCUGCUUUCUUUGGGGGAAAAAAAAUCCACCUUAUCCCUUAUGGAAUUUUUUUAGAAAUAUUUAAUAUAGAAGGAAAAUCAUUGCAUUAAAGAGAAAAAUCAUUUAGAUAUUAACUUUGGGAGCAUAUCUAUCUAAGGUAAGGGCACUUCUUACCAACAUGAUUCUCAUAGGAAAUUAUGCACUGUACUUUAUUUUAUUUUAUUUUAUUGUAUGCACUGUAUUUUAGACUCUAGGAGGCCUUGGCCAAUUCAAAGGCUCCAGGAUAACAGCUCAGGUUAUAUAGAGCACUGUGCUUCCCCAAACAUUUCCACAACCAUUUGCUUUCCUAACUAGUCACGUGAGGUAAAACCAGAAAGAGCUCCAUGAAACCAGAAAACACACUAAGAAAGUAGAAUGAUUGCUUCAAAGUCACACAACUAGGAAUGUUUAAACUCAAAGUCCUUUUUCCUUCAGAUAAAUUCAGGGCCCAGCUAAUUGGAAACAGCAACACCAAAUAUUUGCAGAGUGCUUUGCAGUGUGUAAAGCACUUUUUAACGUAUUGUGUAUACUUUACCCAAUCUCAUUUUAAUUUUUGUUCCUAAAUACCUCAUGAAUAGCCAGGGUUGUAUCACUUCUUUGGGGGUGAAGAAGUACAUCG
Messenger RNA from Mesoplodon densirostris (Blainville's beaked whale), 7126 nucleotides. RefSeq names its product progestin and adipoQ receptor family member 8 (gene PAQR8). Gene Ontology annotation, biological process: response to steroid hormone. The record is from RefSeq and is a predicted model, not a curated record. NCBI's taxonomy places the organism in Eukaryota, Metazoa, Chordata, Mammalia, Artiodactyla, Ziphiidae. Gene Ontology annotation, cellular component: plasma membrane. Bases 629 to 1693 code for a protein of 354 amino acids. The transcript is spliced from 5 exons. Gene Ontology annotation, molecular function: steroid binding; nuclear steroid receptor activity.